AUGUUUGUCAAUUUUCUCACAGCAGCUAUCGCCAGGAGGUUCGAGCCCCUCUUCGAGCGUCACGAAGACAGACUCGACCGUCAGGGUCGGUGGAGAGACGCCCAGAAGCUCCGCUACAAGCAUCAUGAAUGGAUGGGCGGGCCACCCCGCAAAGCCUGGAAAUCACUCUUCGACUACGUCCGGGUGGUGACGGAACUCCGCUUCAGCAUCCAACGCGAGAGGUACCUGCAGUCUCGGCAUGACACUUUGUACGAACGACUGAACGAAGCCCCCUCGGCGGCGGAUAGUGGCGAGCUGGUGACCGAAAUGCAGGAACAGAAAAGGCAGCUCCACGCGCUGCUUCGCACGAUCUGGAGGCUGGAACAAAAAAAAUACAACCUCAUCAGUCGCAUGCCCAACAGAGCCCUGAAGCGUGCGCUGGAGGCGCAUCGGGGACGGAAUUGGCAUCUCUCGGACUGGAUGGAGGCCGAGUGCGCGGGCGCCGGGGGCUGCUGCGGGCGCCGGUGUGGCUGCUGCAGGCGCCAGCGCAGUGAAAAGCGACCCCAUCACCGCAGCCAUUGCACGUCGGCGUGUCUGUGCUGCACACAGGCCCGGGGGUUCGAGAUCAAUGUCGCCCACUACAUGGAGGACCCGAUGAUCGGCAAGUUGCCGGAGCUGAGGUCCCCGUGGGAUGACUAUAAGAUCGAGUUGAUGCAUGCGUACAUCUGGGGGGAUUGA
Molecule: messenger RNA, 717 nt
Organism: Aspergillus heteromorphus CBS 117.55
Lineage: Eukaryota; Fungi; Ascomycota; Eurotiomycetes; Eurotiales; Aspergillaceae
Exons: 1
Coding region: 1-717 (238 amino acids)
Source: RefSeq, a predicted model, not a curated record